CUCACAACUCCCUCCCAUUCCUCACACUGAAGCAAUCCAGAUUCUCUGAAGAGUAAAUUCUCAUUUUCAAUGGCACCAAAGGCGGAGAAAAAGCCAGCUGAGAAGAAGCCCGCUGCCGAGAAGGCUCCGGCGGCGGAGAAGUCCCCGGCGGAGAAGAAGCCCAAGGCCGGGAAGAAGCUUCCGAAGGAAGGCGCCGCCGCCGCGGGUGACAAGAAGAAGAAGCGGAUGAAGAAGAGCACGGAGACGUACAAGAUUUACAUCUUCAAGGUGCUGAAGCAGGUCCACCCUGACAUCGGGAUUUCGAGCAAGGCCAUGGGGAUCAUGAACAGCUUCAUCAACGAUAUCUUCGAGAAAUUGGCGCAGGAGGCGUCGCGGCUCGCACGUUACAACAAGAAGCCGACGAUUACAUCUCGCGAGAUCCAGACCGCCGUGAGGCUGGUGUUGCCCGGCGAGCUGGCCAAGCACGCUGUUUCUGAAGGAACAAAGGCCGUAACUAAAUUCACCAGUUCUUGAGGAGUAUGGUCUCCUUUUUCUUUUUAAUCAGAAAAAAGAAUAAUUUUACUAUUUUUCCCUUUGUUGUAGUUAGGCUGCUGUAGGGUUUAAAGGUGGGGCUUUACUGUUAAGAGUCUUCCAGUAGAUCAUCCAUGUAAACAUCACUUUUCUCUUCUAGUGAAUACUAUCUCCGUUUCUUUUACAUAA
Messenger RNA from Sesamum indicum (sesame), 699 nucleotides. RefSeq names its product histone H2B. Gene Ontology annotation, cellular component: nucleosome. The record is from RefSeq and is a predicted model, not a curated record. NCBI's taxonomy places the organism in Eukaryota, Viridiplantae, Streptophyta, Magnoliopsida, Lamiales, Pedaliaceae. Gene Ontology annotation, molecular function: DNA binding; protein heterodimerization activity; structural constituent of chromatin.